AUGGCUGCUCGUUGGUCGACCCUCCUCACUGCAGUAGCUAGUCUUUGCCAGGCGGCUGUUGCGGAACCAGUAUUUCGCGAAAAGAUUAUCUUCCAGGGCCCCUUCGAAGUCGAGAGAAAUGGAGUCCGCAACAUCAACAUUGAGUACAGUAGGGCUCUCGACGGAGAGCUCUCUAUUGUCUAUGGUGACUGCGGGAUGAAGACUCCUUUCGAAGCUCACCACAAAAUUGGACGGACACACAUUGGAUCUCACCCUGCCGCGAAACGUCAUUUGGAAUGGAAAGAUCAACUGCCGACCAAAUUUGUCUGGAUGGUGCCUGAAGAUGUCUCUUUGGGUUGUUUACAUGCCUUCAUCGACAGCCAGCUUGUUGGCCGUUCUUCAGAGCACUCUGUCAAGAGUCGUAAGAUGAGGAGACGUGCAACUUUCGCUGAGGCCACCGACCCGAUGGGCCCGUGGUUUGAUGGUAUUGAGUACCUCAAGCAGAAGCAACCCGAUGAGGUGUUUGUUGCAUCUGUUAAGAACAAGACGUUUGGCAUCUUGGGCGCCGGUAUUUCCGGUCUGCACACUGGUUUGCUACUUGACUCUGUAGGUAUCCACAACUGGAAGAUCCUGGAGUCCUCAGAAAAGAUUGGCGGACGUAUUCGCACCGCGUACUUGAAUGGAUCGACUCCGGAAGAGCACCAGCACCAUGAGCUUGGGCCUAUGCGGUUCCCACACAGCAUAUAUGACGCUGAAACCAACGAAACUUAUCCCAUCAACGACCAGAAGAUGAUUUACCAGCUGGCGGACGUUCUCAACGAGAUCAACGCUGACGCGGAUUCUUCUCUGCAAGUCAAAUUCAUCCCCUGGAUUCAGAUCUCUGACAAUGCGCCCGUUGCUACCAAGGAGCGUCGGCCUGAUGGCACUGUUCCGGGUCGCAAGGAGAUCGCGGCCGAUCCCUCCCUCAUGACCAACACGACUUACUCUAAUGAAACUGCAGCCAACGAAGCAAUCCAGGCCCUUGAAGACUUUAAAGCUUUAACUCCCGAGAGACGUAAAUUCUACGCUACCAAUGUCUUCAAGGCUCACAGGGAGGCUGUCGAGACUGGCAUGUUCGACUUUUCCGAAGUCGAAUACCUGCUACACGUUAUGCACACUGAUCUCAACGUGACUGAUGAGGUUACUCCUUCUCACGUUGUCUGGCCUAUGUGGGAGUUUGAGACUGUCUACUUCCUGGCAAAUGAGUGGCGCACCAUUGAUGGUGGCAUUAGCCGCCUUCCCGCGGCCUUUGAAAACAUCAUCAAGGACCGCAUCGCCUACAAGGCGAAGGUCUUUGGCGUCAAGUACAACGAGGAUUCCAACAACCUCAACGUCACCUGGCGCGAGACCGGGGGCAACCCCUGGUCGAAGAACACUACAACCGAACAGUUCGAUUACGUCUUCAACAGCGUACCCUUUAACGUGCUCAAGUACUGGGAGCUCCCGCCUCAUUCCAGCUUGAUGCGCCGCGCCACCGAGCGCACCGUCUUUCUCGGUGCUGUGAAGGUCGCCAUGCAGUAUAAGACUCGCUUCUGGGAGCACCUAGAGCACCCCAUCAUCGGUGGCUGUGGGCGCACCGACAUCUACGGCAUCGGCCAGAUUUGCUACCCAUCCUACAACAUCAACGGAACCGGGCCUGGCGUAAUGCUCACUAGCUAUGCGCCCGACGCAGACGCGGUGGUCGCGUGCUCCAUGCCCGUCGAGGAGCAUAUCGCGUACAUCCAGCGAGCCAUGGUCGAGAUCCACGGUCCCAUUGCUGAUGAGAUGUGGACCGGCAACUACGAGCGUCACUGUUGGGAACAGGAUGAGCAUCAUGCAGGAGCAUUUGCCGUCCCCAUUGUCCCUCAGCAGCAGCUCUACCUGCCAGCUUUCUGGCAGACUGAGUUCAACACAGUGUUCAUCGGCGAACACACCAGUUUCACGCAUUCGUGGGUUUUUAGUGCUCUUGAGAGCUCUACGCGUGGUACUGUCCAAAUGCUACUGGACCUUGGUCUGAUCGAUGAGGCUAAGCAGAUCACCAGGACUUGGAUGGCAAGAUGGAUUAGCGUUUGA
This is a messenger RNA of Colletotrichum orchidophilum, 2070 nucleotides long. Its product is annotated as L-amino-acid oxidase. The record is from RefSeq and is a predicted model, not a curated record. The transcript is spliced from 2 exons. Gene Ontology annotation, biological process: amino acid catabolic process. NCBI's taxonomy places the organism in Eukaryota, Fungi, Ascomycota, Sordariomycetes, Glomerellales, Glomerellaceae. Gene Ontology annotation, molecular function: L-amino-acid oxidase activity; polyamine oxidase activity. Bases 1 to 2070 code for a protein of 689 amino acids.